GCGCGGAGUUACGAGCGUAUCAGCAGUCCACACAGAAGGCUGGCGAGCAGGCGGCGCAGGAUCUCAAGUCGCACGUGUUCCAAAACUACAAUCUAUUCAUCGAGACAUCGCGAGAGAUCGCUAAGCUCGACAAUGACCUGCAGGACAUCCGUGCCCUACUGAGUGAGACCAACAGUAUUCUGAGACAUGUCAACGAGCUAUGUGAAACGGAGCGCGAGGAGGAAGGGCCUGGGGCGAGUGCCCAACAGCAGAUGAAACUCAUGGACAUAGCAGCGCGCAUAGACGGCUGCCCCGCCGACUUUCUAAAGUAUCCAAACCGUCACUUGUUGAUGGAAGAAGACUUCAAGGAGUUAGAGGAGAUGGGUGCAGCUGGAGGGUACCAAGAAGUGCGGACGGUACGGUUUUUUGUGUUCACAGACAUUGUGCUGGUGAGUAUACAGGCGCUGAGUGGGAGUGCCGUGACGGGUACUGACGGGGGCGGCCCCAAAGCACGCAGACCUGCCAUGACUGUGCAGGACGGGGCUGACCAGCGCUACCGGCUCAUGUACAUAUGGGACUUAGAACGGCUCCUGCUGAUCGACAUAAACAAGAACAACCGUGACCCUGACGAGGUACAAAACGCUUUCCGACUUAUGGAGCCACACGCGGGAGUGUACCAGUGCGGCGACCACCAGUCCAAACAAGACUUUCUCUACACCAUCCACACACAGCAGCAACACAUCAAGGAUCUGGCUGCAGUAAAGGGAGACGCGGCCCACCGACAGCGCAAAGAAAAAACCGCCGUGGUAGUUGAACCCACAUCAGACGAUGAAAACUCAGACACAGCCGCCACCGCCCAACACAGCAUGAGCGAGGCUGACCAGGUCGUGUUGGAGGAGAAUGACUGGGUGUUCGAGGCGAGCGACGAUCUGGAUGUGUAUAUAGCGCAACGCGAAUUCGAAAAGGCCGUCAAGUUGAUCCACAAAACUCAAGCGUUUGUGCGGGCCAAAAAGGUGUCCAAUGAAAUGCUCAUGGCUGAGUUGGACGACAUGAUCGAGGUGCGCCAGGAGGAGAUCACGGGUCUGCUCAUGAGCGAGCUCAGUAAUCCCACCAUGAAAAAGAAGGACAUGCAGCGAUGUAUCAAGCUGUGUGUCAGCCUGGGCCAGAACAACCGCGCGCGUGCCAUGUUCCUCAAGAACAGAGGAGGUGGUCUACACAGGGACAUGCGCCACAUUAAGAUCGAGGGGGUGACGGAGGUGUACGUGUACAAGCUGUCGCAGAUGUUCUUCAACUUCAUCCGCACGGUGACCAUGGAGUUUCUGUCAAGUUUCAGCGCCGUUGCCCGAUCGUUCGGGUGGGUGACUAGCCUACCAACUACAAUAUUUUCCGGUGCAGCGCUGGUUGUGUGGGCCGCGUCGCAGGUGGUGCACUAUGUGACGAUAUUCAAACGUCAGGUGUUCAUGGGCGGCAGCUUCUCCACAGCUGUCAAGUGUUUGAUCAUCACACAAGAAAACUCAGCUCCGGUGGAGGAAUGUGGUAUGGAACUGUUCUUUAUAGUCGCGGAGAUGGUCAAGGAAGAGCUACAGCGCAAAGCCACAGAGAAGAUGGAGCUUCUCAACAAACAGGCCGAUCAACGCCUGUCUGCCUCCAGCACAGAGAGAGUGGCAUAUCAACACCACUUGGAUAUGACGAAGGUACAGUUGCACCCGUCAACAAAGCUGUUCUGUGAGCAGACCGAGCAGUUUUCCCAAGACGUUUGUGCACUUGAUGGAAUGGAGAUCGACCGCUUUCUUGUGGAGUGUGUGUGCUCGCUACUGGAGAGUCAAGUGACGCGACUGACUUCCACGGUCAAUGCCACGGACAAAACCAAAGUCCAGGACUUAGACCAGGACCUCCAGUUUGUGGUCAACAAGUACUACGACUCCAUCCGUACUACCGUGGUGAACAAAUAUCCGGCUGCCCGGAAUAUUUUUCGUCUGCAAAAGGUCAGCCUGCUGCGGGUUGUAGAGGAGAAGCGAGAGCAACGUAUAGCCAUGGCACAAGCACCCAAGCUGCCACCGAAAGGCGUUGCACCCAAAGUCCCGCCCAAAGAGAAUGGAAACUCACCCCGGUCGCCCAGGUCACCAAGAUCACCAAGAUCACCAAGAUCGCCGAAAUCGCCUUCGUUAACGGUACCCAAAUCCCCAACAACAUUAGCGAUUCCUCAGUAA
Molecule: messenger RNA, 2189 nt
Organism: Sphaeroforma arctica JP610
Lineage: Eukaryota; Ichthyosporea; Ichthyophonida
Exons: 13
Biological process (GO): Golgi to plasma membrane transport; intracellular protein localization; exocytosis
Cellular component (GO): exocyst
Source: RefSeq, a predicted model, not a curated record